AUGCAUAUCCGGGCAGGCAGGUUUCUGAUUCGCGACCCAGGAUUCGAAGCUGCUCCUGCCCUGGCUCCUGCCCUGGCUCCUCCUCUGGCUCCUGCCCUGGCUCCUGCCCUGGCUCCUGCCCUGGCUCCUGCCUUGGCUCCUGCCCUGGCUCCUGCCCUGGCUCCUCCACUGGCUCCUGCCCUGGCUCCUCCUCUGGCUCCUGCCCUGGCUCCUCCUCUGGCUCCUGCCCUGGCUCCUGCCCUGGCUCCUGCCCUGGCUCCUGCCCUGGCUCCUGCCCUGGCUCCUCCUCUGGCUCCUGCCCUGGCUCCUGCCCUGGCUCCUCCUCUGGCUCCUGCCCUGGCUCCUCCUCUGGCUCCUGCCCUGGCUCCUCCUCUGGCUCCUCCUCUGGCUCCUCCUCUGGCUCCUGCCCUGGCUCCUCCUCUGGCUCCUGCCCUGGCUCCUCCUCUGGCUCCUGCCCUGGCUCCUGCCCUGGCUCCUCCUCUGGCUCCUGCCCUGGCUCCUCCUCUGGCUCCUCCUCUGGCUCCUCCUCUGGCUCCUCCUCUGGCUCCUGCCCUGGCUCCUCCUCUGGCUCCUCCUCUGGCUCCUCCUCUGGCUCCUGCCCUGGCUCCUCCUCUGGCUCCUCCUCUGGCUCCUGCCCUGGCUCCUCCUCUGGCUCCUCCUCUGGCUCCUCCUCUGGCUCCUGCUCUGGCUCCUGCUCCUGCUCUGGCUCCUGCCCUGUCAGCGCCCCAUUCACACCAUGCCCUCUAG
Knipowitschia caucasica is the source of this 747-nucleotide messenger RNA. The record is from the annotation of a GenBank genome assembly. NCBI's taxonomy places the organism in Eukaryota, Metazoa, Chordata, Actinopteri, Gobiiformes, Gobiidae.